AUGUCGCUCCUAGGGACAUUGAAUCCCAGCACCCAGGACGGAGAGGAUUCCCAUUCCGCCAACAUGGAAGCUCGCCGCCAUGACCCCACCGCCAGCGUGAGCACCGAUGACACCGCUAAUGAGAAGGGCGAGAUUGGCAACGAGGACUACACCGAGGCCGAGGUCACUCGCCUGGCCCGGCAACUCACCCGCCAGUCAACACACUUCUCUGUCUCAACCCAGAAUGCGGAGAACCCUUUCGUCGAAGUCCAUGAGGACUCAACCCUCAAUCCUCACAGUGAGAAUUUCAACCCCAAGAAUUGGAUGAAGAAUCUCCUUGCCAUCCAAUCUCGCGACCCGGAACGAUACCCGAAGCGUCAGGCGGGCCUGGCCUUCAGAAACCUCAGUGUGCACGGAUUUGGCAGCCCCACCGAUUACCAAAAGGAUGUGGCCAACUCCAUUCUGCAAAUCGGCGCCGUGUUCCGUGCGAUGACCGGCACUGGCAAGCAGAAGAUUCAGAUCCUCCGCGACUUCGAUGGCCUCGUUAAGAGCGGCGAGAUGCUGGUCGUUCUCGGCCGUCCUGGAUCUGGCUGUUCGACUUUCUUGAAGACUAUUGCAGGAGACUUGAACGGCAUCUUCAAGGAUGGUAACUCUCAUAUGAACUACCAAGGAAUCUCCGACAAGCAGAUGCACAGCCAGUUCCGCGGUGAGGCCAUCUACACCGCUGAAACCGAUGUGCAUUUCCCUCAGCUUUCGGUUGGAAAUACCUUGAAGUUCGCUGCUCUCGCUCGCGCCCCGCGCAACCGUUUGCCGGGCGUCACUCGCGAUCAAUACGCAGAGCAUAUGCGUGAUGUCGUCAUGGCUAUGCUUGGUCUUUCGCACACUAUCAACACCCAGGUCGGUAACGAUUUCAUUCGUGGUGUCUCCGGUGGUGAGCGGAAGCGUGUCAGUAUCGCCGAGGCCACCCUCUGCGGCAGCCCUCUCCAAUGCUGGGAUAACAGUACUCGUGGUUUGGACAGUGCCAAUGCUCUGGAGUUCUGUAAGACAUUGAACUUGAUGUCUAAGUACUCGGGCACUACCUGUGCCGUUGCUAUCUACCAGGCAUCCCAGAGUGCCUACGAUGUUUUCGACAAAGUGACUGUGCUAUACGAGGGCCGACAGAUCUACUUCGGCCGUACCACCGAGGCCAAGGAAUUCUUCACCAACAUGGGCUUCGAGUGUCCCGAGCGCCAGACUACCGCUGAUUUCCUGACCUCGCUUACGAGCCCCGCUGAGCGAGUCGUCAAACCUGGCUUUGAGAACGUCGUUCCCCGUACCCCCGAUGAGUUCGCCACUGCUUGGAAAAACAGUGCUGCGUACAAGGAGCUUCUGAAGGAGAUUGCCGAGUACGAUGAGCAGUAUCCCAUUGGCGGCGAGUCCUACGAGAAAUUCGUCGAGUCUCGCAAGGCUAUGCAGUCGAAGAGGCAGCGUGUCAAGUCUCCAUUCACCCUAUCAGUCGCCGAGCAGGUCCAAAUCUGUGUGACCCGUGGUUUCCAGCGUUUGAAGGGUGACUACAGUCUGACUAUAUCCGCCUUGAUUGGAAACACCAUUAUGGCAUUGAUUAUUGGUUCGGUCUUCUUCCAGUUGCCUGGCGACGUGACCAGUUUCUACUCUCGCGGUGCCCUUCUCUUCUUCGCCGUUCUUCUCAACUCGUUCUCCAGUGCUCUAGAGAUUCUCACUCUCUACGCGCAACGUCCUAUUGUCGAAAAGCAAGCCCGUUACGCUAUGUAUCAUCCGUUUGCCGAAGCAAUCUCGUCAAUGCUGUGUGAUAUGCCGUACAAAAUCACCAAUGCCUUCACCUUCAACAUCACACUCUAUUUCAUGACUGGUCUUCGCCAAACCGGCGGCGCUUUCUUCACCUUUCUGCUCUUCUCUUUCGUGACGACCAUGACCAUGUCCAUGGUCUUCCGUACCAUCGCUUCUUACUCGCGUACUUUGUCGCAGGCUCUAGUGCCCGCCGCCAUCCUGAUUCUCGGUCUGGUAAUCUACACUGGCUUCACUAUACCAACCCGCAACAUGCUUGGCUGGUCUCGCUGGAUGAACUACAUUGACCCGAUUGCUUAUGGUUUCGAAACCUUGAUCGUGAACGAAUUCCACGGUCGCGAUUUCCCAUGCAAAGCGGGUUCUUUCAUCCCGGUGGGUGAAUCCUACACGGAUGUCGGUCGGUACAACAAGAUCUGCGGAGCGAAAGGAGCUGUGGCUGGCCAGGACUAUAUCAGCGGCGAGGCCUACUACACUGCAAGCUUCCAGUACUCUCACGGCCACAAGUGGAGAAAUCUGGGAAUCAUGAUUGGUUUCAUGAUUUUCUUCAUGUGCACCUACCUCAUCGGCACCGAAUACAUUUCCGAGUCCAAGUCCAAGGGUGAGGUUCUGCUUUUCCGUCGCGGCUACGCCCCCAAGAAGGUCGGCAGCUCUGAAGAUGAUGUCGAGCAAACACACAGCGUGUCCCCUGCCGAGAAGAAGGAUGGCGCUAGCUACGGCGAAGAAACCACUGCCGCAAUCCAGAGACAAACUGCUAUCUUCCAAUGGCAAGACGUGUGUUACGACAUCCACAUCAAGAAAGAGGAACGUCGCAUUCUCGACCACGUUGACGGCUGGGUUAAGCCCGGUACCUGCACUGCUCUCAUGGGUGUUUCUGGAGCCGGUAAAACCACUCUCUUGGAUGUGCUUGCUACGCGCGUGACAAUGGGGGUUGUUUCUGGUGAAAUGUUGGUUGAUGGCCGUCCUUGCGACCACUCCUUCCAACGUAAGACUGGCUAUGUCCAACAGCAGGAUCUCCAUCUCCACACUACCACGGUCCGCGAAGCUCUUCGCUUCAGUGCUAUUCUCCGUCAACCGCGUCACGUCUCUCGCCAGGAAAAACUCGACUACGUCGAGGAAGUGAUCAAGCUUCUUGGAAUGGAACACUAUGCGGAUGCCGUAGUCGGUGUCCCCGGUGAAGGUUUGAAUGUUGAGCAGCGCAAGCGUCUUACUAUUGGUGUUGAGCUAGCUGCCAGGCCACAACUGCUUUUAUUCCUGGACGAGCCUACUUCCGGUCUUGACAGUCAAACUUCUUGGUCUAUCUUGGAUCUCAUUGAUACCUUGACUAAGCACGGUCAGGCUAUUCUCUGCACUAUUCACCAGCCGUCUGCUAUGCUCUUCCAGCGAUUUGACCGUCUCCUAUUCCUCGCCAGGGGCGGUAGGACUGUCUAUUUCGGAGAAAUUGGCGAAAAAUCUUCUACGCUCUCUAACUACUUUGAACGAAAUGGUGCGCCCAAGCUGUCGCCUGAAGCCAAUCCUGCCGAAUGGAUGCUUGAGGUCAUUGGAGCUGCCCCCGGAACCCACAGUGAGAUCGACUGGCCUGCCGUGUGGCGCGAUAGCCCUGAGCGCAAGGAAGUGCAAAAUCACCUCGCCGAGCUUAAGUCCAGCCUCUCUCUGAAACCCGUUGCCACAACCGACAACGAUCCUACCAGCUUCCACGAAUUCGCCGCACCGUUCAGUGUUCAACUCUGGCAGUGUCUCCUCCGCGUGUUCAGCCAGUACUGGCGAACUCCAGUCUACAUCUAUUCCAAGAUUGCGCUAUGUACCUUGACUGCGCUCUACGUCGGCUUCUCCUUCUUCCACGCCCAGAACAGUAUACAAGGACUGCAGAAUCAAAUGUUCAGUGUCUUCAUGUUGAUGACAGUCUUCGGCAACUUGGUGCAACAGAUCAUGCCGCACUUUGUCACCCAACGCUCCCUCUACGAAGUCCGUGAACGCCCCUCCAAAUCAUACUCCUGGCAAGCCUUUAUGUCCGCAAACAUCAUUGUCGAACUCCCCUGGAACGCCCUCAUGUCGGUCCUCAUCUUCGUCUGCUGGUACUACCCCAUUGGACUGCAACGCAACACCAGCGCCGAUGAUCUCCACGAGCGCGGCGCACUGAUGUGGCUUCUCGUCUUGACCUUCAUGAUCUUCACCUGCACCUUCGCCCACAUGAUGAUUGCUGGUAUCGAGCUAGCCGAAACAGGUGGCAAUAUCGCCAACUUGCUAUUCUCCCUCUGUCUGAUCUUCUGUGGUGUCCUCGCGACCCCGGACCAAAUGCCCCGCUUCUGGAUCUUCAUGUACCGCCUCUCACCAUUCACCUACCUCGUCUCCGCAAUGCUGUCGACCGGCACAUCCGGCACAAACGUCGUCUGCGAGCCCGUCGAGAUGCUCCACUUCGAGCCCCUUGCCGGCGAUACCUGUUACCAAUACAUGAGCGCCUACAUGGAAGUUGCUGGUGGCUACCUCCAGAACGCGAAUGCCACUAGCGAUUGCAGUUUCUGCAGCGUCGACAAGACCGAUACUUUCCUCAAGGGCGUGCUGAGUUACUACAGCGACGCAUGGCGCAACUUCGGCAUCAUGUGGGCGUACAUCAUCUUCAACAUAUUUGCUGCUGUUGGUAUCUACUGGCUUGCUCGUGUGCCCAAGGGAACCCGCAGCAAGAAGACUAAGACUGCUUGA
Penicillium roqueforti is the source of this 4479-nucleotide messenger RNA. RefSeq names its product pleiotropic drug resistance family ABC transporter. Gene Ontology annotation, cellular component: membrane. The record is from RefSeq and is a predicted model, not a curated record. Gene Ontology annotation, biological process: transmembrane transport. The coding region runs from base 1 to 4479 and encodes 1492 amino acids. NCBI's taxonomy places the organism in Eukaryota, Fungi, Ascomycota, Eurotiomycetes, Eurotiales, Aspergillaceae. The transcript has a single exon. Gene Ontology annotation, molecular function: ATP hydrolysis activity; ABC-type transporter activity; ATP binding.